Molecule: messenger RNA, 1049 nt
Organism: Chara braunii
Lineage: Eukaryota; Viridiplantae; Streptophyta; Charophyceae; Charales; Characeae
Source: the annotation of a GenBank genome assembly
GCGUGUUCUCCAUAGAUCGUGGGAGAACUUACAAAACCAUUGGGAGACACAAGACGGACACACAAGAGCAAUGAAUUGUAGACGCUUAAACUACUGGUCCGAGAAUCUGAAAAAGUUUGAAAACAUAUCGCAAGAGGAGAGCGGUACGGCGCCCCUUGAAGGUCCCUUAUGGCCAACUCCCAUGCCCGAUACACAAGAUCUCCCGUUACGUGCACCGCAUGUCCUCGACUCGCCACCGAGGAAACCUUGCUUCGUCGGUUACAAGAGAGACGCUCCCAAACCGGAGUUCAAACCGCAUGACUCUGUCGCCGUGAACAACUUCGUCGUGUUCCGCGCGCCCGACGAGUAUGUUGAAAAGGGCUGCACAUUUUGGAUAGGGCGUGUUAUGGAGCGGGAUGAUAGUCGUACUCACGUCAAGUAUUGGACACCUUGUGGAAGGGAUCGCGACUUAUCGAAGCUGUAUGCAGACGCAUGGGCAAAGAAGUGGAAGGUUGAAACUGAAUCCGCCGAAGGAUGGCAAGACCUCGACGUCAUUGUGUGGGCAUGGGCCAACAACAAACGGUCCGAGACAGGCAAUCGACUGGACAGUUUUGGGCCCUCGAUUGAAUUGUGGUACGACGAGGAGCACUUGCAAGUUCUCAACCUCGCCAAGACAGCGGGGAGUGAUGCAAACAACGCAAGGCAAGGCAGUGGCAAGUGGACCAAAGCAUUUUACGAGUUGGGGAUAGUUCACAUGUGGGGGGAGGGUGGGCGUGAGGCAUCAGUGGCAUGCGUCGCGUUCUGUUCUAAUGACGGCCUGACACGGUGCACGACACGGAUUGAACGAAAGAAGGUGUCAUCGAUGGAGCAAGAGACCACCAUGCAAAGGGCAAUAUUGAAGUAUAUCAGACAUGUAUGCAACGAAAUCAGAGAUGCAAUGUUGCGCUUCAUCAACGAAAGGUCGAGGAUCAUCAUUCACGUGGCGACGACUUUAAUGACAUGCCACAACGAAGAUGGGCAAAAAUAGAAACUGAAAAAAACUAACACAAUAACAAAGUUUAAUAUUGUCG